AUGGGCCAGCGUUCCGGCGAUUCCCAACGCUCUCGUCACUCCGGAAUUGACGCCCUCGCAGCCGGACUGCGGCCACCCGAGAGUCAAAAACUCUUUCCAUGCAUUAUCCUAUCCUUCUGUGCAGAAUACACUAUUCCUAACACUCUGGCCUUGCCAGCGUCUUCUCCAUUCUCGCCUGAGGGACCAUGGUCUGAAGAACGCAGUCGCUAG
Dibothriocephalus latus is the source of this 210-nucleotide messenger RNA. Lineage: Eukaryota; Metazoa; Platyhelminthes; Cestoda; Diphyllobothriidea; Diphyllobothriidae. The record is from the annotation of a GenBank genome assembly.